AUGCCUUCUGGCCCUCCACAAAUAGGGCCAGAACCUGACAUACUUACUGGGGCCAUCCGCAGUCAUUGCAACCAGUGCUAUCAUCUCCUUCGCGAUCAGAUCAACUUCCCAGUUUUACGCUUCAAUGAUUUCGGAUGGUCCUUCCUGGGGCUAGCCCUCACGGUCGGCUGCCAUGAGAUAGCACGGGAUAUUGCUCACCAUAUUAAUGACCCCGGACAUGUUACCGGCAGCGCAAAUGUCAAACAAGUGGGCAGUCCAAGGAUCAUAACACUUGCCCUUCAAACAGGGGAUAAAACAAUCUUUGAACCUAUUUACAACCAGAUCCCUGCACAACUUGCACGUGAAACACUCUCACAACAUGUUACGCCGCAUGAGCGAGCUCAGCUCUGCCGGAAUUCCACACCUGACCUUGCAGACCGACUCCUUCAAGACGGGUGUAAUAUUGCUGACGGAGUUGACAGUAAUACACACGAUACCUCAUGGCACUAUGGGAUCGAAAAUCCGUGUGGCAUUCCAUUCAUGCAGUUCCUUAGGCGCAAUCAGACAGGCCAGGUCAGCAAAAACCGGGCAAACGCCAAUGGUGAAACGCCUCUCAUGAAAGCCGUGCGCUCCAAGCGCCUGGAUAUGGUGAGAUGGCUGACCGAUAUUAGCGUCGAUGUUAAACACGAAGCAUUCCGCGGGACUACUGCGCGCACCUGGCUGCAGAGCUUCAAAGCGAUGAGAAAAGCACAGGGACCAUACUCCAUGCCUUGGACUCUUGGAUACGGUGAGCGCCGGAAGAUCCGUCGUCAGUAUCGCAACCGUGUUUACAAGAAGUACAGGGAGAUCAGUGGACAUGAACCUGACCGGACUCUGACUUAUGCAGCAGGUCUCACAGCAGCACAGUAUGCAUCGAGGUUCGGCCUAAGGGAGCUGGCAACCUACAUUAACAGGGAGCCAUACAAUCUACGCCCCCGCUAG
Messenger RNA from Aspergillus thermomutatus, 960 nucleotides. RefSeq lists its product as uncharacterized. NCBI's taxonomy places the organism in Eukaryota, Fungi, Ascomycota, Eurotiomycetes, Eurotiales, Aspergillaceae. The coding region runs from base 1 to 960 and encodes 319 amino acids. The transcript has 3 exons. Gene Ontology annotation, molecular function: protein binding. The record is from RefSeq and is a predicted model, not a curated record.